Nycticebus coucang (slow loris) is the source of this 5170-nucleotide messenger RNA. RefSeq names its product transferrin receptor (gene TFRC). The record is from RefSeq and is a predicted model, not a curated record. Gene Ontology annotation, molecular function: transferrin receptor activity. The transcript is spliced from 19 exons. The coding region runs from base 175 to 2562 and encodes 795 amino acids. Gene Ontology annotation, cellular component: external side of plasma membrane. Lineage: Eukaryota; Metazoa; Chordata; Mammalia; Primates; Lorisidae. Gene Ontology annotation, biological process: intracellular iron ion homeostasis; transferrin transport.
GGGAGUCGGGAGGGGGCGGGACCAGACUAUAAACUGCCGGUUGGGGGCGACCAUCCCCCGAGAGAGCGUCGGGAUCGCGCUCGGUGGCCUGUGCAGUGGCGGACUGAGGGAGUGGUCGGGUGAGUGACAUGCAGCUACCGGAGCUCAAAGUCCUCCCCACAGCGUGCGCGGCGGAUGGAUUGUUCACCCCGGUGCUGUCCAGCAGCCUUUGAAACUGCAGGGGUGGCGGGGAGGCUGCUGCGGCUCGAGGGUUUUUCUGUGUGGCAGCUUGGAAGGAUGGCUCAAGCAAGAUCAGCAUUCUCUAACUUGUUUGGUGGAGAACCAUUGUCGUAUACCCGAUUUAGUUUGGCUCGGCAAGUAGAUGGCGAUAACAGUCAUGUGGAGAUGAAACUAGCUGUAGAUGAAGAAGAAAAUGUUGACAAUAACAUGAGGCCCAUUGUCACAAAACCAAAAAGGUUGAAUGGAACUAUUUGCUAUGCAACUAUUGCUGUUACCGUCUUUUUUGUGAUUGGAUUUAUGGUUGGCUACUUGGGCUAUUGUAGACGUGUAGAAAAAAAAGUCGAGUGUGAGAAACUGCCAGUAACAGGGUCUCCAGUGACGGAGGAGUCAAAAGAAGACUUCCCUGGAACAUCUAAUCGCUUAUUUUGGGCAGACCUCAAAGCAAAGUUGUCAGAAAAACUGGAUGCCACAGAUUUCACCAGCACAAUCAAGCUCCUGAGUGGAAGUCCCUAUUCUUCUCGAGAGGCUGGAUCUCAAAAAGAUGAAAGUCUUGCAUAUUAUGUCGACAAUCAAUUCAAUAAAUUUAAACUUAGCAAAGUCUGGCGUGAUGAACAUUUUGUUAAGAUUCAGGUCAAAGGCAGUAAUGCUGAAAACUCCGUGACUGUGACUGAUCCAAGUGGUAAUGUGAUAUUUAUGAUGGAUAAUCCUGAGGGUUAUGUGGCUUAUAGUAAGGCUACCACAGUUACUGGUAAACUGAUCCAUGCCAAUUUUGGCACUAAAAAAGACUUUGAGGAUUUAAAGACCCCUGUGAAUGGAUCAUUAGUGAUUGUUAGAGCAGGGGAAAUUACAUUUGCAGAAAAGGUUGCAAAUGCUGAAAGGUUAAAUGCAGUUGGUGUUCUGAUAUACAUGGACCGGACUAAAUUUCCCAUUGUUGAUGCAGAACUUUCAUUUUUUGGACAUGCUCAUCUGGGAACUGGUGACCCUUAUACCCCUGGAUUCCCCUCAUUCAAUCACACUCAGUUUCCACCAUCUCAGUCAUCAGGAUUACCUAAUAUACCUGUGCAAACAAUUUCCCGAGCUUCUGCAGAGAAGCUGUUUAAAAAUAUGGAAGGAGAGUGUCCUUCUGAGUGGAAGACAGACUCUACUUGUAAGCUUCGAUCCUCACAAAAUAAGACUGUGAAGCUCACUGUGAACAAUAUGCUGAAAGAGAUAAAAAUUCUUAACAUCUUUGGAGUUAUUAAAGGCUUUGUAGAUCCAGAUCGCUACAUUGUAGUAGGGGCCCAGAGAGAUGCAUGGGGUCCUGGAGCUGCAAAGUCAAGUGUAGGAACAGCUCUCCUGUUGCAACUUGCCCAGAUAUUAUCAGAUAUGGUCUUAAAAGAUGGAUUUAGACCCAGCAGAAGCAUUAUCUUUGCUAGUUGGAGUGCUGGAGAUUUUGGAGCUGUUGGUGCCACUGAAUGGCUAGAGGGAUACCUUUACUCAUUGCAUUUAAAAGCUUUCACGUAUAUUAAUUUGGACAAAGCUGUACUUGGUACCAAAAACUUCAAGGUUUCUGCCAGCCCACUGUUGUAUACGCUUAUUGAGAAAAUGAUGAGAGAUGUGAAGCAUCCCCUUACUGGGCAGUCUUUAUAUCAGGACAGCAACUGGAUCAACAAAGUUGAAAUGCUCUCUUAUGAUAAUGCUGCUUUCCCGUUUCUUGCGUAUUCUGGAAUCCCAGCAGUUUCAUUCUGUUUUUGUGAGGAUGCAGUUUAUCCUCUUUUGGACACACCUUCAGAUAACUAUGAGGAACUAAUUAGGAGAAUACCUGAUUUGAACAAAAUGGCACGAGUAGCAGCAGAAGUGGCUGGUCAUUUCAUAAUUAAACUUACCUAUGAUGUUGAAUUGAACCUGGACUAUGAGAGGUACAAUAGCAAAAUGCUAUCAUUUGUGAAAGAAGUGAGCCAAUACAGAGCAGACGUAAAGGAGAUGGGCCUGAGUCUACAGUGGCUAUAUACUGCUCGUGGAGACUUUUUUCGUGCUACUUCCAGACUAACAACAGAUUUCAAGAAUGCUGAGCCAACAGACAGAUUUGUCAUGAGGGAAAUUAAUGAUCGUAUCAUGAAGGUGGAAUAUCACUUCCUCUCACCCUAUGUAUCUUCACGAGAUUACCCCUUCCGGCAUAUCUUCUGGGGCUCUGGCCCUCACACUCUGUCAGCGUUAAUAGAGAAUUUGAAGCUGCGUCGGGAAAAUAGUGCUGCCUUUAAUGAAACACUGUUAAGAAACCAGUUGGCUCUAGCUACUUGGACUAUUCAGGGAGCUGCAAAUGCCCUCUCUGGUGACAUUUGGAACAUUGAUAAUGAGUUUUAAAAUGUGAUACCCAGAGCAGGGCAGUUUGAUUUCUAGAUUGGUGCUGGUUGUGUUAAAUUUUCAGUAGGGCUUCAAAACCUAAUAUUAAAAUUCUACUCAAUCAUCUUGGUACUACUAGAUGUCUACAGGCAGCAGCUCUUAAUACGGGGUAGGUACCUUCAAGUUGAAAUGAAUAACCACUAUAAAAAAAAGUUCAUGUUAGAGUAUUUUAUCUAGUAUUUUAAGUGCUUUGUAAUGACAGCUGCCUCUUUCCUGUUAUAGUUUUGAAAACGUCAGAACCAGUUAUGAACUACUGCUCUAAAUUCUAAGUACACAAGCUGGUAUCUUUUGUGGGAAGAAGGUGGUAUUGCUGAAGGUUAAAAAUCAGUAGCUUAAUGUGAUCCUCCAUCUUCAUUGAAUGCUAGAUAGGAGAUACUGGGUUGCAAGACCUUAUGCUCCAAAUGUGAUAAAUUCCUUUCCACAAGGAUUUAGCUGGUUUCUGCAUUCCUGAAUGAAACAGUUAACUUUCAGCAAAGGUGAGGUCUUCUGCUGGGUAAAAUGAGGUUUAACUGUUUAUUUCAGGAGUAAGGCCUUAAUGUGUCAAUCUCAUUGUUUAUGAGAAGAGGAGACCAGAGCCAAAGACUUAGUAUGUCUUCUUUUCCUCUAUUCACUGCCCCAUAAACUUUUGUUUAGAUUUUUGUUGUUGUUUUUUCCAAAGUAUUCUGGAAGAGAAUGAGUUUCAGGUGUUUAAUUUCAGACUCAGUUUGUCAAACACUUCAAAAAGCACACUGCCAAAUUUUGGGCAAAGUGGGAAAGCUUUCUGUCAGUUUGACACUGAGAUAUUUAUUUAUUUAUCAGUGACAGAGUUCACUAUAAAUGGCGUUUUUUUAAUAGAAUAUAAUUAUCGGAAGCAGUGCCUUCCAUAAUUAUGACAGUUAUACUGUCGGUUUUUUUGAAUAAAAGCAGCAUCUGCUAAUAAAACCCAACAGAUACUGGAAGUUUUGCAUUUAUGGUCAACACUUAAGGUUUUAGAAAACAGCCACAAGCCAAAUUGUAAAGCUAAGUAUUGGAGAAGAGCUAAAUUUAAUUCAGGGUUGCUAAUCAAGUUAGACUUAUUGCUGACCAGAUAAUGAUUUUUCUCUCAUUUUUGUUGAAUUAUGACCAAGUUAUAAAUAUAUGUCACUUAAGGCUGUGGUAGUACUAAUACAAAAUUUUAUAGUUCAAUUUAUCUAAGGUGCGACUUUAAUUCCAGUUUUGCAAAAUUUCCAGUACCUUUGUCACAAACCUAACACAUUAUCGGGAGCAGUGUCUUCCAUAAUGUAUAAAGAACAAGGUAGUUUUUGCCUACCACAGUGUCUAUAUCGGAGACAGUGAUCUCCAUAUGUUACACUAAGGGUGUACGUAAUUAUCGGGAACAGUGUUUCCCAUAAUUUUCUUCAUGCAAUGACAUCUUCAAAGCUUGAAGAUCGUUAGUAUCUAACAUGUAUUCCCAACUUCCUAUAAUUCUCUUUUAGUUUUAGUUGCAGGAACAUUUAUGGUCAUUAAACAUUUUAGUAAAUUAAACCACUGUAUAAUCAAAUUACUUCCUUCAGGCUUUUUUAAAGUUAAUGUGGGUGUUACCAUUGUGGUUUCUCCAGGUCAUCUUUUUAACGGGACAGUAGCAUACAUUUAUGUUUGCUGUUGACAGAUGAAUUCUAUUUUAUCCCCUUGUUUCCAUGUUAUCUCCUAUAUACUUAGUUCAGGCAUGUUUUAAUCCAGAAUUGACCUUUUUGGCUUAAAGCAAGGGGAACUCUUGUUUGGGUGAGGGGGUAGUGAAGGAUCUCGGAGGUGAAGCUGGCAAAAAAUCUUCGAUCGUGUCUGCUGAUCUUAGUAUGUAGUAGUUAUCAGUUAGAUGCAGAUAUGAACAAAUAAAUCUGAAGACACGUGAAUAAAGACUUAGUUUUCUAGUCAGCCUUCACUAUAAUCCUGAUAAUUAGUCCAUGGGGGUGUUUAGGUUCUUAAACAUGCAGUAUCACUUAGCUAAGUUACAGUAGACUGUCCUAGACUUUUGCAGCCUCACUUAAUUGUUUCAGUACCCAGUCUCUUUAAUCUUCACGGUGUUUUAUCUUCCACUGAUACUUAGUAUAGCUAGAUGAAAAGUCUCAUCUGGGGAUUUCUGGCUUGGUUAUCGUGUACAUACUUUUAUGGAAGCUUGGUGACUUAAAGCAUAAUAUGAAUAAAGGGCACACAUCUUACAGCAGUUAUCUCUUCCCAAACUCCUUUUCUAUGGUUAGGGUUGAGUUAUUUCCAAUCAAACAUGCCAGUGAGUGGUAAGAGGCUUAAUAUUAUUAAACUGUGUGUCUGACUAGUGGCAACUUGCUAGUCUUCAGAUUUUUUUCUGGUUAUAAAUAUCAUGUGCAUUUUGAAGGUAAAGGAUAAGAUGAGUGAGUUCUGCCACAAUUUUCUAUCCUAGAACUUGCAUGACCUUUACUGUAUUUGCUCUUUGAAUGCUGAAAUUUUAGACUUGGUCAACCUACUGCUGAGCUGUAUCUUUGUAAAGAGUGAUAAGUCUUUAUAGUUUUAAGUAAGCCUGUAUGUACAACAAUGUGGAGAUUUCUUACCUUGAUUUAAUAAACUGCUUGAACACUGA